Messenger RNA from Dracunculus medinensis (Guinea worm), 132 nucleotides. The record is from the annotation of a GenBank genome assembly. Lineage: Eukaryota; Metazoa; Nematoda; Chromadorea; Rhabditida; Dracunculidae.
AUGAAAUAUUUUCAAAAACAGCCAAUUAUAUCGACAUUUCAGGAUGGCUUUGGUUGGACAAACGGAGUCGUGCUAGAUUUGUUGGUUACCUACCAGAAUAGAUUAAAAUUACCAGAAAGUAUGAAAAUAUGA